Amorphotheca resinae ATCC 22711 is the source of this 1353-nucleotide messenger RNA. RefSeq lists its product as hypothetical. Bases 1 to 1353 code for a protein of 450 amino acids. Gene Ontology annotation, biological process: phosphatidylethanolamine biosynthetic process. Gene Ontology annotation, cellular component: cytoplasm. The transcript has 4 exons. The record is from RefSeq and is a predicted model, not a curated record. Gene Ontology annotation, molecular function: ethanolamine-phosphate cytidylyltransferase activity. NCBI's taxonomy places the organism in Eukaryota, Fungi, Ascomycota, Leotiomycetes, Helotiales, Amorphothecaceae.
AUGUCCGGGAAACAGCUUGACGACGGUGCCCCACCCGGCGAACCAGCGCCAGAGAUACUCGAAGGCAGGAUCUGGGUUGAUGGAUGCUGGGACUUCUUCCACCACGGCCAUGCGGGCGCCAUGUUACAAGCCCGGCAAUUGGGCAAUGAGCUGGUCGUCGGCAUCCAUUCGGACGAGGCAAUCCUUGAAAACAAGGGACCAACGGUCAUGACUUUAGAAGAGCGAAUCGCUGCCGUCGAUGCCUGUCGAUGGGUCACUCAAUCGGUUCCUUAUGCACCGUACGUCACAUCUUUACCCUGGAUCUCCCACUACGGCUGCAAAUAUGUUGUGCAUGGGGACGACAUCACAUCUGAUAGUAGUGGAGAGGAUUGCUACCGGUUUGUGAAGGCUGCUGGUCGAUUCAAGGUUGUGAAACGCACCCCGAGUAUCUCAACCACCGACCUUGUUGGAAGGAUGCUACUCUGCACACGCACGCAUUUCAUCAAAUCAUUGACCAAACUCCUAGCUGGAGAGGAGGGACCAGGGACUGAAGAAGAGCGAAAAGCUGAAGGGGCGGCUCUGACGGAGAGAAUGCGCCUUUAUGCUACUGAUGAGACCGGUCUCCACCCGGGAUCAAGCGUGUGGUUCUGGACUGCUUCUAUCGAAGCAAGAGAACAUCACACAGAAGAGGAGAAGGGCGUGUUCAGCGCAUUGUGUCAAGGAUCCAAACCCAAGCCAGGCCAGCGUGUAGUCUAUGUCGACGGCGGGUUUGACCUCUUCUCGUCCGGACAUAUUGAGUUCCUUCGACAGGUCAUCAAGGCCGAAGAACAGAUCGGAAGAGAUCAAGGAUGGUAUACCAAAGAAGCAAUAGAGGAGAGAACUGGCAAGGGGGCAGAUUAUGGUCCAGUCUUUGUUGUUGCUGGGGUCCACGACGACGAGGUUAUCAAUCAUUGGAAAGGAGUCAACUACCCCAUCAUGAAUAUUUACGAACGAGGUCUCUGUGUUCUACAGUGCAAGUACGUAAAUGCAGUGAUCUUUGGCGCUCCCUUCACCCCAACUCGGGCGUAUCUUACCUCAAGUCCAUAUGGCGUCCCUGACGCUGUCUAUCACGGCCCUACUAGUUUCAUGCCAUUGACGUAUGAUCCUUACACCGCGCCUAAGGCAAUGGGGAUAUAUAGGGAGAUUGGACAUCACAACUUCGCAGGUGUAAACGCAGGUCAGAUCGUGCAGAGAAUCAUGAAGAGUCGUGAUAUGUAUGAAGAGAGGCAGCGGGUCAAGGGGAUCAAGAGUAUUGGCGAGGAGGCACAGAGAACAAGGGAGAGGUUAGAGGAGGAGCAAAGGCUGAAGGAGAGUGCUGCGCGGCAUAGCAACUAG